AUUCUGUCGACGAACGCCAAUAAAGUCCGUUCUGUUAUCCGUCCGACAACGUUGAUAUUAAACAAUAUUGUCAUUGUUAUACCUGCCCGCGCGGCGUCCACGACCGAUCGCAACCAUGAAAAACUGGAAAACCGUCUCGCUGUUCGUGUGCGUGUUCGCGUUCGUCCGGGAAUUCCGGCCCAUCGAACCGUUUUACUCGGCGUACAUGACGAGCCCGGCCAUAAACAUAACUCUGACCCAGGUGAAUAUAAUAAUAACGAUAACGAUGAGCGAUACGAGCGUCAGAUCGUUUUGCGUUACCGUGUUACGUGUUUUGGCAAUUGGACGUCACUGAUUACCGUUGUUGUCGUAACAAUUUAUAGGCGACCAGGGAAGUCUAUUCGGUGGGAGCGUACUCGUGUUUCGUGCUGGUCAUUAUCGUGUUCCUGGUCACCGAUUAUCUCAGGUACAAGCCCGUGUUGAUAAUGGACGGCAUAUGCGGCAUGAUAACUUACGGCAGCAUUACCGGACACCAUCCGAGCUUGUUGAAAAUGCAGGUAAACCCGCUAAACCGCCCCCCCCCGUCCGUCCCGCGGUGGAUUCGCCGCUGAUCGAAACCCGUUCGCGCGAAAAAAUCCAUUACUGUACGCCACCACCGCGUCCGCGCGAUGUGAUUGCAGAUCGGGCAGAUAGUCUACGGGUUUUUCUUCUCGUCGGAAGUGGCGUCAUUCGGUUACCUGUACGCCAUGACGGACGACAAGCGUUACUUUCAACGGAUCACCGGACAAGCCAGGGCGGCGUGCCUGUUCGGCAAGUUCUUUUCGUCCGCGUUGGCCCAGACGAUCAGCCUCGUCAACGGCUCCGUCCCGUACAUCGAACUGGUGUAUCUGAGCAUAUUCGGUAGGUGACCGCGCGAUCGCACAAUAUUUAUAUUACCCAGGAUUUAACGCGGACGCAAAAUAUCAGGCGAGACCCGUUUCACCCGAAUACCCGUUGCGCGGGUGACUUAAAGAAAUUAACUUGCCAUUCGUUAACGACGGUUGAAACGCGUAGAAAACGAUUUAAACAUCGCGAAUCACCAAUUAUUUUUUGCGGUAUUUUAUUGAUAUUCGUAGCGAUGAAAUUACCCUCCCCCCGCCGAGAAAACACCAAGGAAAAACUUUUAUACUAUAGAUCUGUUAUAACCAAUAACCGGGUAUGAGUUUGUUGAAAAACGCGCGUAGAAAUUUAGGAAAAAUAAUAAUAACCAUUUGUAUUUUGUGACGAUUUUUUAAAAUAAUUUUCUAUGCGUUUCGACUGUUAUUCGAAAACUAUUGCCAACUCACUUGAUUAAAAUAUGCCUGAAAUUUAUUCGGGCGAAAUGGUAAAGCCCAAAAUAUUAUAUGGUUAAAAAAAAAAACAAAUAAUUACGUUCAGUAUAUUAUAAUACGACGGGUACGGGGAAAAAACGAGAAAAGUCAUUUUUUUUUCCUCCCCGAAACGGCAAAUCGGUAUCGAACAAUAAUUUGACGCGUCUUUUUUCGGACCGGCGAAAAAACCGGAUUAGUCGAAUGUUGCCGAAAUGAGCGCCAAAAAUUUAGGCAUUAGGCUUACUGGAAAAACAAAAAUACACAGACAAGCCGACUGAAAAUAAUCCGAACAUAAUUCGAUCCGAACAUAAGUAAAAAAAAAAAAAAUUGUUACGUGUUGAAAAGUGAUUUUUCCGAGGUUUUUUUUUCCUCGUACCCUUCGUAUAUGUAUACAUACCUACGUAUAAUAAACACAUUUAGCGACGUGCAGAAAAGGGGUCAUCGGGAGGCGGUCGCCUCUGACUUUUUUUUAAAAGGUCUACUUGUAUGAACAUUUUUAAGAAAGCGUAAAAAGCCCGGCGUCAAAUCUCCGUGUAUAUUAGCCAAUGGGCGGUUCGUGAAUUCGUCGGUACAGGUGGGCGGGCAUUGGAAUAUAUACUCGCCUCUGAAAAUAUUAAUUGAGUUCGCCACACCACUGGGUACACUAUCCGUCUACGUACCGACGAUCGUUUAAUUUUAAUUUUUUUUCCCCUCCGGACAGGCAUGUUCUUCUCGUCCGUAUGGGCUUUUAUAAUGCCCACCGUAAACAAAAGCGUGUACUUCCAUAACGCCGAGCUGACAGACGAGCCCAGCACGUCGGCAGCGGCGGUGCCGAAUUACUCGUCGACGUCAAAAGUGAAAACGGCUACGGUCGCGACCGUCGAAUCUCAGCUGCCUGCGAAAAAAAAAGUAAUCGAUUUUUAAUUUUCGUCGUCAUUUAUAACAUUACGCGCAUUAGGUAAUACUGUCGGGUGUAUAGAUACGGCCGGAGAACCCGGACGAAAUAUACAGUGAAAACUCCUCUUCAUAACGAAACUCAUUUUAACGAAAAACUCUAUGUAACGCGAAAAUCACUGAAUACAACGGUUGAUUUGCUUUGCGACCCAUACAUUAGUUGUUUAACCUUCUCUGCUGCGAAAACUUUUCACAGCAAAUGAAAUCUCUUGGCAGGGACGGAUCCAGGCAUAUCAUUACUGAUAUUACUAUAUUUGAAUCGCAGAUAUGCAUGGUAAUAUAAUAUAUUAUACACAUAAUAAUGUGGGCAUAAAUCUGUGGGCUGUGAUUCCAAUAUUGUUAUUCAACACCGCAAGAGUGUGCGCUACGUCGCCACCAAAGUUGAUCCCGGACAAUCUCACAAAUAGAUUGUGAUCGACUAAACUAUUAUCGUAUACGAUAAUUAGAACCGUAAACACCGCAGUAAUUGUAUUCGCGUUGUAAAAGAAAACUGUUCCCCCCCCCCACACACACACACAUACGCACACAAAUCUUUACUCUGGAUCCGUGCCCGUCUCUCAAGUCUCUUAAGGCCCCUCGAGAUUCGUCAUAGAGAGUUUUCACUGGUAGACGUUAAAAAACGCGUUGCCCGGACUCUCCGGAUACCACCCCUAUAUUGUUUGCGUUCCUAUAUACAAUGAAUCGGUGUAUGACAUUAUGGUUAUAAAUAACGUUAACUCGAUAAUUACGUUGUGCCGCAGGAAGACGUAGAGACCGUGGAAAAAGUGAACGACAAAACGCUCGGCGACGUGUUGCGUUACCUGUGGCGAGAUUUUAAACGGUCGUAUUCCGACCCGUACGUCAGAAAACUCAGCCUGUGGUGGGCCGUCGCAUUCGGAGGUUACGUACAGGUGCCGUACGCGCUUUUUUUAUCGUGUAUUUCAUUUUCAAACACCACCACUACCACCCCCACCGCCCCACAGCUGUAUUUAUAAUAAUUCCUUGAUCGUUGCCGUUGCAGGUGUACACGUACAUAAACGUUUUAUACACCGACAUAAUACUGAACAUGGACGACACAUCGCAUUUCACGCUGUUCAACGGUGCAGCCGAAUCGAUGAACACUCUAUUAGGUGAGCAAAGACUUUAUAAAUACUAUACGUACUUAUAUAAUAUGUAGGGCGGGUAAUUGUGGCUGGUAAUUUUUUAUUUUAUUCGUGAACGCUGCAAGCUAUUUGAAAUUUGACGAGUCGGCGAGGUUAUUGGUGUUCGGGCGCGUCGCGGGCGGACCGCAAUCGGAAGCGGUCGAAAAUCGUAACGGAAAUAAACGUGGGCGGAAAGAGGAUGGGGGGAAAGAGGCGGUUAGAUGCGAUUUUUGAACGGCGCACGGGCUGCAACGAGGGGGUUCGGGUCAAAUGGAAGUUUAGAAUUAGCCGACCCCGAAUAGUCAGGACGGAGACGGAGGAGAAGACAAGGAAGAAACGGCCGUAGAAAAAUUUCCUGGAAAACGCGAUUACUGAUUAUUCAUUCCGUACAACGAUCUUGAGGAGGGUUUGAAACUCGGAUUGCGGUUUAGUUUUGGAUUCAGUUCAAUGACCGCGGAUCGAUUAAAUCUAACACGAAUAGAAAAAAUUUCUGAAGACGGUCGCUGGCAUCGAAUCCCGCCCCCAAUCGCUUCACUUAUCACGUGUAAAAAAAAAGAAAAAAAAAGUGUUAUUGUAAAACGUUGAAUCCGUUUGUUUUCUUUUCUUUUUGUUUAAAAAAUACUAUUUAUUCGUGUACAUAUUUUUUACAGGUGGUAUUGCCGCGUACUAUAUCGGUAAACUCGAACUGAACUGGUUCAGGGUAGGAGACUCGUUUUUGGCCGCCGGUUCCAUACUGGUCGGGCUGGCGCUGCUUGGUUGUUUUUACAUUCGGAUUAUAUGGUUCAUUUACGGCUUUUACAUAUGUUACGGAUGCCUUUACCAAACGAUGUUGACCGUGGCCGAGUAAAUAACAUUUUGCAUACGAUUUUAUUACGGAAAAAUACGUUUAUCGGGAAAAAUCAAAAAAUGACCUCCCUAAAGUACCUCCUCGGUCAGAUUUCCUUUCAGAAAAAAUGCUAUUAUGGCUAACCGGAGCAACAUUUCUGGAAGAAAAGUUGUCCUCAAAAAACCAAAAUAAACAUUGUAAAACCAAUAUUCGACGGUAAAAUAAAGGUUUAUAUUUAACGUCCGAAAGAUAAAUUUUAAAAUUUAAUCAUUCGAUUAAUAUUGUGGAAAAUAUACGCAUUAUUCGAUAAUUUAUGUGACAAUUUCAAUCGACAAUAAUUUUUGUUUUUUUAUUCGAAAUCAUAAUUGUCAAAAAAAAAAAAAAAUAAUAAUGAUAAAAAAGACGAGCGACACCGUAAUUAAUCGGAAUAACGGGUUAUAUUUGAAAACAUAUAAUUCGCAAAAAAAAAAAAAUAUUUCGAAUUUUCGCGAGGCCCAUUAAUAUUUUCAUAACAUAAUAUUACUCAAUGUCGUAUGACCGGUGUAAGUUGUGUAUUUCUUAUCGAAAACGUAUACUUUUUUUUUGUUUUUUUAAUUAACUUGACUGAAAAGCGUCGCAAGUUUAGUAGUAAAUAUACCUGUAGUAGAUAGGUAGGUAGGGAAUAAUAUUUUUAUUAUUAUUAAUAUUAUUUAUUUUUAUUUUUUUCGAUAACUCUCCUAUUAUAGAUCUGAAGUGGCGAAACGUUGCGGCAGAGAGAGUUACGGCCUUGUGAUCGGAUUUAAUUCGUUUAUUGCCCUGUUUAUACACACGAUAAUCACUUACGGCAUCAUUCAAGGGCAUUUUAUCUCGGUUACGACGGCACAACAGGUAAUAUAUUGUUGUUACCUAUAUGAAAUUAACCGAUCGGAUUUCCAAAAAAAAAAUAAUGAUAAAAAAUACAAGCUAUUUACGAGUUAUAGAUACUCGUACGUAAUAUUAUAUCGAUGCGUUAACUUGCCGAGGUUCCCAAACUUUUUUUUUUUUUACUCGCCGCACCCUAAAGUAUUUUCUAAAAAUCCAGUGGCACCCUAUCAUACAAUACUACAUUAUAGUGCAGUAUAUCGUGUAUAUAUAUUUUUAUUUUAUUACUUCAGUUUUCUCAUAACUAGACGUAACCAAACAUAUUCACGCACACACACACGCUGGGGCGGAUCUAAGAAAUAGAUAGGGGAGGGGCUGAAAAAAAAAUCCUUAUCUUAUAUACUUUAAAAUUGUAUUUUCAAUACGGGUUAUAAUUCACAUAAUAUGCUGUAUACAAGUCGUAUUUUUUUAAGUACCUACACGUGCGUAGGGAGAGUAUUCCGUCCCGAUAGCCCCCUCUCCUCGUAUUCGACCCUGUACACAUAUAAUCGUAUUAUAUUUUACAAAAAUUAUAAAUUAAUUUAAAUUUUACAACGAAGUAGCCAGAUUAAUAUUAUUUGUAGGUACAAAAACAAAACUAAGAUAAAGCUACAGGCAUUAGGUUUUUUGUCGUGAACGAGUUGUAGCGUGAUCGUUUUGUAAUAGUCCUACACAUAAAGAACAAACCACAAUACGAAAAUAAAAAUAGAUCUUAUGUAAUCUGUGUUAUUACACGUACAUCAAAACAGUGUUUUUCAACUUUGUUUUUUUUAAAAACGAGGCACACUGUGCUCUUUACAUAAUUUCCGGUGUACCGCUAUACAGGGAACGCUCGCGGUACACCUGCAAUUGGGAACCUCUGCGUUAACUCGUCGCAUACUCACUAUACAGUGUAGGCGCAUCACCCAUACGGUCAAUGUGUUUUUGAUAAUGUUUUACGCUUUGAUUGUCUACAGUUUUUGAUUUACUCCGUUUACUAUUCGGUGCUUGGAUUACUGUUCCUAUUUUUCGCGGUCAAAAGUUAUUUCUCGCCCUCGACCGACAGCGCAACAACAAUUAUCGCUAAAUAAGCUAUAAAGAUUCGUGUUUUUUUUUUUUUUUUCAUACAUACCUAAUUGUACACAUAAUAUAGGGUACCUAUACAAUCUAUACAUUUACGUUUGUCCACACAUCAUCUCAGAAAAAUGCGGCGACAUUCUAUAUGUGUUUUAUUCGGUAAAUAUCGAUUCGUAUGUUAGUAAUUAUAUUAAUAGGUCUCGGAAGUCGUAUAGGAGGUAAAAAUUUGACAAAAUAUGCACGCACGAAAAAAACCGAAAAUAUAUUAUAUGCAAACUCUGUGCGUUCAAAUAUGCGCACAAAAGGAUUAAAAAUAUGCGAAAAAUUGAAUAACUGAGCGAAAAUAUAAUCAAAAUUUAAAAAAAAAAAAAAAAAAAUGUCUACGCUCAAAGGCGAUAAAUACUUAAAUAAACGAGUUACAUAAUAUUGCAUUUUUAUAUUCAAUAUUAUUUAAAAUACAUAUACACGGGUUAUAAACGAAAAAAAAUCAUAAUGCAUAAUAUGCGCGUAAAAAUCGAUAAAAUACAUAGGCGCACAUAGGGAGGUGCUAGGGGCUGUUUUGCACCCCCGGGCUUCAAAUUAGCACGCCCAGUUUACCUAAGUAAUUUAUUUCACUAUUUCACCAAUCAUUUGUAAAUUAUUGUGGUUUAUUGGUUUUUGAUUCAACUUAGUUCACGAAUUCACGAAAUUAUAACGCAAAAAUGUGAAGUGUCGAAUAGAAAAUUAAAUCUUGUAUGACAUUAAUUAGUAAUUAUAGAUUAUGAGUUUUUUUUUUUUUUUCAUAUUUUGAAUACAUAAUACAUUAUGUCAGCGAUCUUAUCUUGUAUAGACUGUACAGUUUAAUUGCUUAAUAAAAAUAAACAGAAUGCGAUUAAAUUAACAUAUGUUAUACAAUUUCAACGUUAUAAUUAAUUAUACAGAUGUAAAGAAUUGAAGUUUUGAUUAAUCAUAUUUUUAUAAAAAUUUAAAAUUAUCGCAAUGUAGUCUGUUGUAGUAUUAGGGGGGAGCGUGUGUACCAUAAAUUAGUCUAGCGUUCCUUAAAUCCACGCACACAAUGUGCGCCUAUGAUGAAUUAUGCAUAUUUUUGCUAAAAUCGACGAAACGCGCAAAAUAUGCAUUUUGAAUGUUCGGUUUUUUUUUUUUGUUUUUUUCUACUUUUCUACUCUAUCCGAACGGAUUUCUCGGUGCGCUACAAAUCGAAAGCAUUGGACAAAACAAUACGCAAUAUUCCUAUAUAAUACUACUUCCGAGCCCUGUGCAAUAUUAUUAAACGUAUCUGUAAACGUUAAAUAUUUAAAAAUGUAUAAUCGUAUGUAUAAUAACGAAACGAGGUAUAAACGAGAUAAGUAUUAAUUAUUGUUAUUACUAUUAUUAAUAUUAUUAUUUUUUUUUUUUUUUAACCGCAUACAAAUUAAACAACACUACCUAAUAAUAUUCGUCCGAAACACGUUGCCUACAUUGAUGUAAUUAGUAUUACAGUAUAUUUAAUACAUACGAAUCGCGUAUAUAAUUAUUAUUCGAUAUAAUAUGUAUUUGCAGUCGUUUUUAAGUGCGUGUUAAACGUAGUGUUCGAUAUGGAAUAUCUAUCGCCUCGCCAUUAAAAUAUUAUGCAUUUAAGAGUAACUGUGUAAUAUAAUAAUAUAUUUAUUAGGUACAUAUUAUAAAGAGUAGGUACUUUAGAUUUAUCUUUAAAGGACGUUUUAUUUUGUUUUCGAUGUAUGCAAUUAUUUUUACAUUCAGAAAUCGCUAAUCCACUGUUAUAAAACGGAAUCGGAAUUAUUAGGAGGCCGUGAUACCCGCAUGCGCCGGCUCCGUCUUCGUUAGCGCGGACAUAUAGAGCUGUUGAUAUUGAGCUGCUGGUGUUUUUUUCUUUCUCUUUAGUUAUAGGUAAGGCUAAGAAGAUCGUAGACACCUGCGUCCAUCCAGACCUCUCAAACCCAUUCCACCCUUCCCAUUGAUGAAUCCGCCUUACAAACGUGCAGGAUAUACGACAUGACAAAUUUGCGUUCGACGACGGGGGGGGNGGGGGGGGGGGGGGGACACGACUUUACGCGCCGUUAGUUAUGAUAUCAUAGCGCCUCCGUCGUCAUCAAUCGAAAAGUUAAAAACAUUAUCUGCGUGCGUACGUAGAUUUUAUUUUCUAUAAUUUCCCAGUAAUAAUAAUUAUGUGAAACGUCGCAAUUUUAAAAUGCUUCUACGUCGCCACACAAUUAGAAUAUCGAAAAUCGCCGACACGGUCGCUCAGACAAUGUCCGUAGUUUGAUACCCAGUCAAUUCGUUCUAACAUUAAAACUAUAACAGCCCAAAGUUGUCCCUGCUGAACGCAAAUUUACUGUGUCGUAUAUACGUUUCCAAGACGGAAAUUAUUUGACGUUUAACAAAAAUUACUUCACCAAAUUAAAAGACGAUUUUUUACUAUAAUUAUGCGGAGGAUAUAUUAUAAUAUACCCUACAUUAGUAUCUAAUUCACAGACAAUCUAUGUCCGUAGUUGAGAAAUGUUUUUUCGUCCCUUGUUAAUAUUAAAUUAUUAAAUUAAAAUAAUAAAAUAUUGAAAAAAAAAAAAAAACAAACAAUCUUUUUGUAGAAACAUAUAGUAAAUAUUCAAAUACGAUGAAAUCUUUUCGACUGCCCCGCACGGUCGGCCGAUCGCCUGCGUCUUUUUUUCGCUGCUUCACUCCCCUAACAUUCCUCUUAAUUCCCGUCACAUACUUAAACAUUAACAUUAACACUUUAACUGUGACAUUAGUAUUUUUUUUAUUUUUCCUGAAGUAUUUGUACGGGUAUGUUGUAAUAUGGAUAACACCGUGUGAACGUAUUAGCCCCACAUCGUUGAGCGAUUCCUUGUCGAAUUAUUGUACUCGCGUACUUGACGACUGUUUUUUAGUUUUUAGAAUUUUUAUUGAGUACUUUUAUGGUGCGUACAGCACGCGGUGGCCGGCGCGGGGGGCAGGACAAACGUAAGGUGUUUCGCGCGCAAUCUUUACGGCUGCACAUUACACUGAUGAACUGUCCAAGCAAAACCCCGGCGCCGGCACUGCGUACGUGUAUUUUUUCUUUAGUAUAGCUAUUCGCUCGUUUGUUAAUUAUUGAUUGUUUUUUGUUUUUUUUUUUUUUUUUUUCCGUGCGUUUAUACUUGUACGCUGUUUUAUGUUUGGCAACCAAACAACGGCCAAUAGGUUAUACUUACGAUUUUUAACGGUACCUGUAUGAAUUAAAUGUAAGAUCUUAUUUUUGUAUUUCGCGAUAAAUAUGUAUUGCGUAGGUAUUAUUAUUGUUAUAAUUGUAUUUUUUUUUUUUUUUUUUAUUUCGAGAAAUAUACUAUAGAUUGUCGUUGAAUAACGAUUAUUGUACACCUACAACGGUUUGUUUUUUUUUUAUUAUUAUUUCACAGUUUAUUUCAGGGUUUCGC
Cinara cedri is the source of this 9553-nucleotide messenger RNA. NCBI's taxonomy places the organism in Eukaryota, Metazoa, Arthropoda, Insecta, Hemiptera, Aphididae. The record is from the annotation of a GenBank genome assembly.